GCCGGGCAGGACGCCACAGAGAUCCGCGAUGUCCAAGGCCAAGAAGGCGCUCCUUCAAGAGCUGGGCCAAACGCACCUUUUCGACGGCUGGGGCUCCAAGCCAUCGGCGGCCGACGAGUCGCGCUUCUACAAGCAGAUCGAGGACCUCGACGCCUCGUACCCGGGCGGCCUCAAGGCGUACGUCGAUAACGGCCGCAAGCUGCUCGCCGACUCCAAGGCUGGAGUCAACCCGCUCGAGGGCUGGACGCCGAGCGUGCCGGUGGGCGAGACCGUCGCGUACGGCACGCCCGAGUUUGACGAGGUUGAGGCGGCCGGCAUGGCGGCUGUCAGCGGCGGCGGGUGCGGCUUUGUGCUGGUCGCGGGCGGGCUGGGCGAGCGGCUGGGCUACUCGGGGAUCAAGGUGCAGCUCCCGACGCAGCUGACCACCGGCACCACCUACCUCGAGCUCUACAUCCGCCACAUCCUCGCGCUGCAAGGGAGCGGCGCGCCGCUGCCGCUCGCAAUCAUGACCUCGGGGGACACCGACGCGCAGACCCGCGCGCUGCUGGACGCAAACGCAAACUUCGGCAUGAGGGCGGGGCAGGUCACCAUAGUCCGGCAGGAGAAGGUCGCCUGCCUCGCGGACAACGACGCGCGCCUCGCGGCGGACCCGAAGGACCCCUACAAGCUCCUCACUAAGCCGCACGGCCACGGGGACGUGCACUACCUCCUCCACUCGAGCGGCACUCUCGACGCCUGGCUCGAGUCGGGCGUGCAGUGGGUGUACUUUAUGCAAGACACAAACGCGCCGUCGCUCAAGGUGCUGCCCGCCGCAAUCGGCAUCUCGCGGCGGAACCAGCUCGACGUGAACUCGGUCUGCGUGCCCCGCAUGCCGGGCGAGGCGAUCGGCGGGCUGAUGAAGCUGACGCACGCCGACGGGCGCACCCAGACCGCAAACGUCGAGUACAACCAGAUCGACGCGCUGCUCAAGGCGAGAUACGAGGAGAUCUGGGGAGAUAUGGGGAGAUAUGGGGAGCCGAGGGGAGACGUCGCCGAUCCUGCGACCGGCCGGUCCCCCUACCCAGGCUCCAUCAACCAGCUCCUGUUCGCGCUUGGGCCGUACGCCGCGCAGCUGCACAAGACCGGCGGCACCAUGCCCGAGUUCGUCAACCCGAAGUACGCCGACGCGAGCAAGACCAAGUUCAAGUCGCCCACGCGGCUCGAGUGCAUGAUGCAGGAGACGCCUCUCCCCAUAUCUCCCCAGAUCUCCCCAGAUCUCCCCGACUACCCCAAGUCGCUGCCCCCCUCGGCGCGGGUCGGCUUCUCCGUCAUCUCAAACACGACCGCCUUCUCGCCCGUCAAGACCAACCUGGCCGACGCGCGGGCAAAGUCGGCAAAGGGCGAGCCGACCUACUCCGCCGCCUCGGGCGAGGCAGAUGUCUACGCCUCCGCCUGCGAGGUGCUCGCCGCGUCGGGCGUCCGGCUGCCGCCGCCGGUGCACGCCAUCCGCGACGGCGUCGGCGUCGUCGACACGCCGCGCGUCGUCAUCGACCCUUCCUUUGGCCCCACCCUCGCCGCGGUGCGCGACAAGCUGCCCACGCCGCACGCCGUCUCGCUCGCGCAAGGGUCGACACUGGUCCUCGAGGGCGACCUCACGCGGGUGCGGCUCGAGGCGCUCUCGCUCGACGGUGCGCUCGUCGUGCGCGUCGUGCCCGGCGCCGACGUGACGAUCCGCAACCUGCGCGUGAGCAACAAGGGGUGGGAAUCUCCCACCCUCUCCGACGUAGGCGAGCUGACGGGCGGCGAGCCGGAGGAGCUCGCCAUCCGAGGGUACAAGCUGCGCAAGCUGCAGACGCGCGAGCUCAUCUUUGACCAGCCGGGCGUGUACGUCGUCGACGACGGCCCGCUCGGCUUGCCCGCCCUCGUCAACUCCUUCUCGCUGCUCGGCGUCGCCGUCGCGCUCGCCGCCGCGCUCGCCGGCAUGGUGCUGCUGCGCCGUUCGCCGUGA
Molecule: messenger RNA, 1987 nt
Organism: Emiliania huxleyi CCMP1516
Lineage: Eukaryota; Haptophyta; Isochrysidales; Noelaerhabdaceae
Product: DP-N-acetylglucosamine pyrophosphorylase
Exons: 9
Coding region: 29-1987 (652 amino acids)
Biological process (GO): UDP-N-acetylglucosamine biosynthetic process
Molecular function (GO): UDP-N-acetylglucosamine diphosphorylase activity
Source: RefSeq, a predicted model, not a curated record